ACAAAGAUGGCGGACGGAGGAAGCUAUUCUACGAAUUCAUUAUUAAAGAAAUGAAAGCUGAAAAAGAGCUCUGAUCUUUCAAAAAUAUAUAAAUCUUAGUGUUUUUGAAUAUAGGUGAGACAGGAGUAAGCACUAUUGCUUAUACUUUCAUCCAUGAACUCUUUGAAAUACCUUAGACGAGUGGAGGUUUUCUCAAACCAUCUCACGUCGAUCCGACCCAGUGGUGAAAGUCGUUCAAUUCUUAGGUCUUUGAGUAGCCUUCGAGGAUAUGAUUAUGAUUUGGUGGUGAUAGGAGGAGGCUCUGGAGGACUUGCUUGCUCCAAAGAAGCUGCAAGUUUUGGGAAGAAGGUAGCAGUUCUUGAUUAUGUGACUCCUUCCCCACAAGGAACCACUUGGGGUCUUGGAGGAACUUGUGUCAAUGUUGGCUGCAUCCCCAAAAAGCUCAUGCAUCAUGCAUCUCUGCUAAGGGAAGCAAUCAGAGAUGCUAAAAAGUAUGGAUGGGAAACACCUGACAACAUUAAUUUCAACUGGGAAACUCUGGUGACAGGAGUGCAAAACCAUGUGAAGUCUUUAAAUUGGGGACAUAGAGUUAAACUUAAUGAUAAAAAAAUUAAAUAUUUACCUGCCUUGGGUUCACUACUGGAUUCACAUACAAUAAAGGCAGUCAGCAAAUCUGGAAAAGAGGAAAUUGUGACAGCAGAAAACAUUGUCAUUGCUGUUGGAGGACGACCAAGAUUUCCAUCAGAUGUCCCUGGAGCUCUGGAACAUUUCAUUUCAAGUGAUGACUUGUUCUCUUUAAAAAAAGAACCUGGAAAAACGCUAGUAAUUGGAGCUUCUUAUGUGGCUUUAGAGUGUGCAGGUUUCCUUGCUGGACUGGGGUAUGAUUCAUCAGUCAUGAUGAGAUCUAUACCCUUAAGAGGAUUUGAUCAGCAAAUGGCCGAACUUGUAGUUGAAUACAUGGGAAGACAUGGAACUCGUUUCAUUAGACAGUGUGUACCAGUGCGAGUGGACAAGACAAGCGAAGGGAAACUUAAUGUUACUUGGAAAAAUGUUUCAACUGGAGAGGAGAAUGAAGAAGAGUUUGAUACUGUUUUAGUGGCUAUUGGAAGAGAUCCCUUGACAUCUAACCUUUGCCUUGAAAAAGCUGGUGUAGAAGUUAAUCCAGCAACAAGAUUCGUGAUAGGAAAGAACGAUGAACAAACCUCUGUACCAAACAUCUAUGCAAUAGGAGAUGUUCUGCAGGACCGUCUAGAAUUAACACCCGUUGCUAUAAUGGCAGGAAAACUGUUGGCAAGGAGAUUGUUUGGUGGAUCUCAGAUACCGAUGGACUACCAUAAUGUCGCAACUACAGUGUUUACUCCACUGGAGUACAGCAAGGUUGGUUUUUCGGAGGAAGAAGCUAUCAAAGAACACGGAGAAGACAACCUUGAGGUGUACCAUGCGUUCUACAAACCAUUAGAGUUUACUGUGGCCGAGCGCAGCGAAGACGUAGGAUACAUUAAGGCUGUUUGUCUCAGGGAAGGCGAACAGAAGGUCUUGGGGCUUCAUUAUCUUGGUCCAAAUGCCGGUGAAGUCAUGCAGGGGUUUUCUACUGCUAUGCGGUGCGGGUUGACAGGCGACCAACUGUUAUCAACUGUAGGUAUACAUCCCACAUGUGCUGAAGAAAUCGUCAAAAUACAUAUAACCAAGCGAUCUGGUGAAGACCCAAUGGCCACGGGAUGCUGAGGUUAAGCCCAUUCUUACUGCGCAUGCUCUAGACCCAGGCUAUCCUUCUUCAAACUAGGAAGAGAGAUACUGGGUUUUCUGCGCGGUGAGAAUGGUUGUCAUUAUCAUUAAUUAAUUAUAAGUAUUAUUGAUAUCUUCAGUAUGACGUAGGGCUGCUAAACUGAUCAUUGUCAGUGUGGUCUUUCUGAUGUAGAAGGUAUUUAGCAAAAUAAGGUAUUUCCUUAAAACCGUUUCUAUAACUCCAGACAUAGAUCACGAAGGCGUUUUUCGACUAUUUUUUAAUAUUGACUCCUUUUGAUCUCAAAAUAAUGUUAUCUAUGAUAUUAAUUAAUAAAAUCAGUGAAACUUAAGAUGCUAGCACACUGUAGAGCCGAUGGUAUAGGAACACCGCGAUAUCUCUCGUCUCCUAGCUCUCCUCUCUUCACUACUCGUUUCUCUCCUCUUUGUUUCUACUUAACAUCAGCUAUCGGGUUUUUAUUUCAAUCCAAUUAUCGAUGCAUUACUAGGUUGCGCGCUCUGUUUUUAUCUACUUGCUCCCUUUUAAAAAUAUCUAUAAAUAUUUUCUUGAGAGCGUUUCUAAUCAUCAUGUUCCUUAUCCCGUAGACAAGAGGGUUUAGCGCUGCGCUUGCGCAAACGACGAACGUUGGCCACAGCCAAUCACCUGCCUCGUGCACGUGACACACUUGGUGGCCAGACAGCGCAAGCGCAGCAAAUCCAAACAAAGGCGUGUACACCACAGUGAACAGACCUAGUAUCAUCGCCAUAGUAAUAGUAGUUUUCUUGUUCUUAAGUGUGUAAUAAGCAACGUUGAGACCACUCGUUACUGGACAAACAGCUUGUUUCUGAGCUACUUUCAAGAUCUUAAAGUAACAGUAAACUGUGAUGACGAGUGGAAUACUCAGCGCUAUCACGAUACUUCCAAAUAUGAUUUGUUCCAAAUGCUCUUGAAGAAAAACCAAACGAGGAGAUGGCGUUACAACUGCAAAAGUCCACGUGCCAAUCAAUAUACAGACGGACUUGCGUUGCGUGACAAGUUCUUUGUAACGUAAAGGAAAGACUAUUGCAAUAUAUCUGUCAACGCUGACUGUAGAUAGGGUCAGAGUUGUGUUGAUCAAUACGACUCCAAGGAAGAAAAAUAGAAAGCUCUCUAGACGUUCGUGCUCUUCUUCAUGCCGCAGUAGCGUUGCCAUAGCAAUAGAGAGUGGGCUGACCAGAAGCCCUGUGAUCAAAUCGGAUAAACACAAUGACACUAUAAGGUUGUUAGAGACGUUUCGUAAGGACUUGUUUUUAUGGACUGCCCAGAGUAUAGAGGCAUUGCCAACAACAGCUAGAAUACUAGACAGUGCAGUUAGAGAGACUAAGAUUAGAAAGGGUACAGAACGCAGAGUCUCAAUGCAUGUGCCAUAGUCUUGGGAUGAAGUAGUUGGUGCUACGGUCCAAGUAGGAAGCUCAAAGGUAGAAUUGUUCAUGGCUAACCAAGCCGACAAGAAAAGUCAAAUCAGCCAAGAAUUCUGAAAAGGAAUUAAAAUGUGAAAUGAUUAAAAAUUAUAUAGUUUACCGAUAA
Messenger RNA from Actinia tenebrosa (Australian red waratah sea anemone), 3289 nucleotides. Its product is annotated as thioredoxin reductase 2, mitochondrial. Lineage: Eukaryota; Metazoa; Cnidaria; Anthozoa; Actiniaria; Actiniidae. Gene Ontology annotation, biological process: glutathione metabolic process; cell redox homeostasis; cellular response to oxidative stress. Gene Ontology annotation, molecular function: glutathione-disulfide reductase (NADPH) activity; thioredoxin-disulfide reductase (NADPH) activity; flavin adenine dinucleotide binding. The record is from RefSeq and is a predicted model, not a curated record. Gene Ontology annotation, cellular component: cytosol; mitochondrion.